AGAACACCAUGGUUGUUAACGUUGUGUCCCACACAAGCGCAUUAAACCGCUUUGUCCCCAUCAAGCCAUGCAAAACUACUCCUCCAACCAUCUUUUCCGGCACCCCUGAGGUGGACCUCUUCCACCCGGAGGCCAAGACAAUAAUGGUCAAGGCCUGCCAGGACUAUGGCUUCUUCAAGCUCAUCAACCAUGGCGUUUCAUUCGACCUCAUCUCCAACCUCGAAAACCAUGCCCUUAACUUCUUCAACCACCCGCAGUCUCUCAAACACAUGGCUGCCCCGCCUCACGACCCUUUCGGCUACGGCAGCAGCCGAAUUGGCUCCAACGGGGACGUCGGCCGGGUCGAGUACCUCCUCCUCUCCCCUAACUCCCUCCUCAUUCUCCACCAGUUACCCGUACUCUUCAGAUGCGCGUUGGAAGAGUACAUGGUGGCGAUGAAGAAGAUGUGCUGCGAGGUGCUGGAGGUAAUGGCAGAGGGACUGGGGAUUGGGGAGAGGAAUGCGCUGAGUAGGGUGGUUGGGGACGAGAGGAGUGAUUCGUGCUUUAGGUUGAACCACUAUCCGCCGGUGGCGGCAGAGGAGGAUGGGAAAAUGUUGAUUGGGUUUGGGGAGCACACAGACCCACAGAUAAUAUCAGUGCUUCGAUCGAACAACGAAUCGGGGCUUCAGAUAUGUCUUAACGAUGGCAGUUGGGUUUCUAUACCACCUGAUCCUACUUCCUUUUUCAUCAAUGUUGGUGACUCCUUGCAGGUAAUGACCAAUAGAAGGUUUAAAAGUGUAAAGCACAGGGUAUUGGCAGAGUCAAAGCAGUCAAGGAUGUCAAUGAUAUAUUUUGGAGGAGCAGCAUUAAGUGAAAAGAUAGCACCAUUGAAAUCACUCAUGUCGAAAGACGAAGAGAGCCUUUACAAGGAAUUCACAUGGUUGGAAUACAAGAAUGCUGCAUACAAGUCAAGGCUUGCUGAUAAUAGGCUCAGCCUCUUUGAGAAAUAAUAAUCUAAUCUCAAAUGAUGAAAUUAAAUAUAAUGGCAGAUUGAGUAAAUCUUU
Molecule: messenger RNA, 1043 nt
Organism: Arachis ipaensis
Lineage: Eukaryota; Viridiplantae; Streptophyta; Magnoliopsida; Fabales; Fabaceae
Gene: ATGA2OX3
Product: gibberellin 2-oxidase 3
Source: RefSeq, a predicted model, not a curated record